Ipomoea nil (Japanese morning glory) is the source of this 2293-nucleotide messenger RNA. RefSeq names its product calcium/calmodulin-regulated receptor-like kinase 2. The coding region runs from base 548 to 1759 and encodes 403 amino acids. Gene Ontology annotation, molecular function: protein kinase activity; ATP binding. The record is from RefSeq and is a predicted model, not a curated record. Lineage: Eukaryota; Viridiplantae; Streptophyta; Magnoliopsida; Solanales; Convolvulaceae. Gene Ontology annotation, biological process: protein phosphorylation. The transcript has 8 exons.
UUGAGUAUAAACUAUCAACUCCUACAUUAGAAAUGUCAAAACAGACCAAAUGCAGAAGAGGCAGGCGGAGUGGCUUAUGUAUCCAAACCGGCUAGUAAUUAUCGCCGCUGUGUCCCUGUCCAAUGCCCAACCCCCCAGUCCUUCACCCAACACCAUCUGUCAUCGCCAAAGCAGAAGCCAGAAAAAGCGGGAUAAUGUUCUUCAUCAUUUGCCAGAUUUAGUACGAGUUCGAGAGUUUCUGGUUCUGGAUCAUCGUUUAAGGAAACCCGCGUGCCUUCUUUAACGUUUCUUGCUCAGUGAUCUUAUGGCUCUCUGCUCUGUCAGCUGAUUUGCUCAUAAGUGAAAGCAAAGUAAGGCAACCCCCUGUCAAAUUGGUCAGAUUGUUGGCUCGAUAAUCACAAAGUUCCAAGUUUGACUCCUGGGCGGAGUGGUUUAUUGGCCUUCUUGGAUAGUGGAGUUAACUCCCAAUCCAUGUUUAUUUGUUUUUUACUUUAGCGAAGCCCUGCAAGAUGAGCUCAUUGCCUGCUUGUGGGAAAAAAGCGUUAGAAUGGUCCAUAAAGCGGAUUUAGUUAUUAUUGGCGUCUCAGUUGGUGUGGCGGUUGGAAUUCUUCUAGCAUCGCUUGCGUUCUUUUGUGUCUAUUGGUAUAAAAAACGAGCCCAUCUUCGUCGUUGCGCAAAUGAGCGGUCUCUAGCCACUCUUCCAAUUCGUGCAAAUGGCUUUGGUGUGAGCAUUGACUUAAGUGCGUCUAUAAGCGCUAAGGGACCAGAAAAUGUUGCCAAAAGUUCUCAGCAAAGCUGGUGGAGUCACCCUAGCAAAGAUCGCUUCGCUUCAGCAUCUGGCAUACUUAGAUAUGCUUACAAGGACAUUCAGAAAGCCACACAGAACUUUACAACCGUUCUAGGGCAGGGGUCUUUUGGUCCCGUGUACAAAGCCGCAAUGCCUACUGGUGGAGUGGUAGCUGUUAAGGUUCUUGCUACCGACUCAAAACAAGGGGAAAGAGAGUUCCAGACAGAGGUUACGCUACUGGGAAGGCUCCAUCACCGUAAUUUGGUGAAUUUAGUUGGCUAUUGUGUGGAUAAAGGUGAACGGAUGUUGAUCUAUGAAUUCAUGAGCAAUGGAAGUUUAGCGAACCUUUUAUAUAGCACAGAACGAACUUUGAGUUGGGAAGGAAGACUGCAAAUUGCUCUUGAUAUUUCACAUGGCAUCGAGUAUCUUCAUGAUGGGGCAGUGCCACCAGUGAUACAUCGAGAUUUGAAGUCUGCUAAUGUAUUGCUCGAUCAUGCUAUGAGAGCUAAGGUUGCUGAUUUUGGGCUUUCAAGGGAAGAAGUCAAGGAUGGCAGCAAUUCAGGUCUUAAAGGCACAUUUGGCUACAUAGAUCCUGCAUAUAUAUCCACAAACAAAUUUACCACGAAGAGCGACAUUUAUAGCUUUGGCGUUAUCCUCUUCGAGCUCAUCACAGCUAUCCAUCCACACCAGAACUUGAUGGAAUACGUGAAUCUCGCUGCUAUGAGUCCAGACGGCGUCGAUGAGAUUCUUGACAAGCAACUCGUCGGGACAUGCAAUGUGGAAGAAGUAAGGAACCUCGCUGCAAUUGCCCACAAGUGCUUGCACAAAACUCCGAGAAAACGACCCCCCAUAGGAGACGUUUCCCACGCUAUACUAAAGAUCAAACAGAGACACACCGUGAAGAAAGAUACCUCGUCUUUCGCCCAAGAUGAUUUUUCAAGAAUGUCGAGUAUUAUUGAGAUUCAGGAAUGAGGAAGCUGAACUAUGAAAACAUGGCCAGCGUAAACGUUAGUCCAGAUCGAUGACUGUUAGCAUUAUUCAACCAUAUCCUUCCCUUUUUGCAAGCUUGAGUGCAGAGAUAUGGUUGUGUUCAUCUUCUUCAGGCUCAUUGGAGUUUGCAUUUCUUGAGAGGUUUACACAAUAGAUAGAGUAUUGAGUUUUCAGUGAAGUAGUGACUUCAGUGUCAUAAAGCAGUAGGAAAUCCAAGAAAUAGAUAUAUAAUUUAAAGUUGAGAAUGUCAAUUAUCUUAUUUUUUACCAAUAUAUUAACUGUUCGCUUACCGAUUGUUUUAUUAAACUUUAGCAUGGAUCUAACUUCGAUAUCAAGUCUAAUAUGAUAGUUGUGUCACACAUUUAUAUUUUAUAGCAAAAUGCUAUGGUGUUGAUUGGUAUCAUACUUCCUAGUCAAAAAAUGUAGAGAUAGCUCAUAAAUGGUAAUUGAGUGGGUGAAACAUUAUUCUUGUACCAGAAAAUUAUAAGUUUAAUUUUUACUAGUACUUCUGUCGCA